Funneliformis caledonium is the source of this 177-nucleotide messenger RNA. The record is from the annotation of a GenBank genome assembly. Lineage: Eukaryota; Fungi; Glomeromycota; Glomeromycetes; Glomerales; Glomeraceae.
AUGGUAACUGUCAAGAAAACUGAACAAGAGCUGUAUGACGAUGCUGAGAGGGAGUUGAACGAUGUUAAGAGGAUAUUAGAGGAGUUCGUAAAUGAAAGAUAUAAAAAGUGUUUGACAGUAUUAGAAGACAGACUAUGGAAGAAGAAGUAUAGUGACAAAGUGGAGAAAAAUGAAUGA